Messenger RNA from Acaulospora colombiana, 504 nucleotides. The record is from the annotation of a GenBank genome assembly. Lineage: Eukaryota; Fungi; Glomeromycota; Glomeromycetes; Diversisporales; Acaulosporaceae.
GUAAUGAAAUAUCAUGCCGUUAUUGAAUCCUCACCUAAAUUUGAACUUCAUUUUUCAACUUUUCGAAACUACAAAAGAUCCAACCCACAAAUCAAAACAUUAUACAAAGAAUAUCAUGACCAAAGGAAAGAGAACCGAAGGCUGGUCAGAAAGAACACUAUCGAGGAAUGUAAUAAAUCCGAUCAGUGGUCUGGUAUAAAGAUUCCGCAUAAAAGGAGACAUGAUGAUAUGGAGGCUGAAAAUGAGGAUAACCGGUUGACUUUGGACCAAGUGAUUGGUCUAUUUUCUGCGGAAGAAAAGAAUUUAUUGAGAGAAAUUAAUUGUAUGAAAAGAGAAUGCAAGAAGUUACUUCAAGAUAUUCGAAGGGCAAACGGAGACAUGAGUGACUUGAGAUACGGUAGGAUUCCCACGGAAGGUCUUGGGGAAGAUGAAGUGAUCAAUGGAUUAAAGGGAUUGGUGUUGACAUGUAAUGCAAUAACUUCGUCUGACAAAAAUUUGACCUAA